Messenger RNA from Drepanopeziza brunnea f. sp. 'multigermtubi' MB_m1, 4845 nucleotides. NCBI's taxonomy places the organism in Eukaryota, Fungi, Ascomycota, Leotiomycetes, Helotiales, Drepanopezizaceae. The record is from RefSeq and is a predicted model, not a curated record.
AUGCCGCCAACGAAUCCACGAGGAAAAAAGCCACCACAACGCAAUUCACCCUUGUCUGGGAGUUCUGACGUGCAGUCUGUCAAGCAGAACAAUGAUGUCCCUAAAGUUCAACAGGUGAAGUCGCAGUACGAGGAGAUUCAAGAGGAUGAACUUAUCGCCCUGGAGGCCAUAUAUGGAGAAGACUUCAAGAGAAUAGAGUCGAAUCAUAGCGCUUGGAAGAAAGCGGAGCCUUGCUUCGAGAUCCGUGUCAAAUCUUCUGAUGAAGAGAUCGCUAUUACUCUCGCUGUGACUUUGACCGCAACCUACCCCCGAAGCACACCACUACUGAGGAUUAAAGACUAUGCCGGUCUGCGAGAGGGAACCAAGUUCAAGAUACAAAAGGUAAUGGAGACAAAACCCAAGGAAUUGGUCGCUGAAGAGCAGGCUAUGAUUAUGGAAAUAGUCAAUGCGUGUCAGGAGGUCCUAGAAGAUGCUGCCCAGGCGAAUGCUGUUGGCAAAGAACUGCCGAGUCUGGAAGAGGAACGUGCUAUUCACGAGCAAGCCGUCAGCAAAUUAGCCGAAGAACAGAGAGAGGCCGAAGAAAAGAAGAAGCAGCUUGAAACCAUGGAGGAGGAGCGUACCCAGCAAGCUAUGGUUCAAGAGGAAAUCAGGCGCCGGAGGGAGAGAACCAAAGAGUCAAGGCGGAAGAAUCGACCACCUCCACAGAUUGUUACAGAAGCCUCAAUUGAUACAAGCGUCAAUGGACAGGCAGCUCACGAACUUCUAGCUUUUGAGCAGCCAAUCAAUUUCACGGAUCUCAACGAUAACCCUAUAGUUUUCCAGGUCGUGGCGAGUAAAGUCUGUAUACGUCGAGGUCCAGUGAGCAAAUGCUUCACUGUGCGCCCUGUCGUUGCCAAAGGAGCGAGUGAUGUUCCUACGCUUAUUCUAAAGCAGACUGACUUGGCCACUGAGGUCCAAGACAACAACAAGUUCAAGGCACAGAUCCAGCUUCUCGAGAACGAGUUGAAAAUUCUCAAGGAUGUGCGACAUAAAAAUGUUCUCGAAAUUCUCGAUUUCAAGGUGCACAGAACCAUGGAGGAAGAUGGAGAGUCAGACUCUGGCUGGACUGUCAGUAUUUUGACAGAGUUUGGAGAAAAGGGGUCAUUGCAAGAGUUUCUCGAUAUUGCUGGGCGCCUAGAAGUUGAGAAGGUCCGUUCAUGGACAAUCGAAAUUCUCGAUGCAUUGCGAUUCCUCCACGAGAAAGGCAUUGUACACGAGGAUAUACAUGCUGGGAACGUCAUUUUGGUUCGAAUGUCCAACGGAGAAUUCAGGCCGAAGCUUGCUGAUGCCGGGUACCAGAGGAAGCUUUACAACCUUAGUGGUGAAAAGCCGUCUGAUACCCUGUUCAUGGCUAAGUCUGCAUACUGGUUCCCACCUGAAAUAGCAAAUACCAAUCACCCUCAAUACACCCAAAAAACAGAUGUCUGGGACUUUGGAGUCUUUUUCCUGCAGAUGAUGUUCGGCCUGGCCGUUAUCCAAAUAUACCAAUCGCCGAUAGCAUUGGCAGAGUCUCUUGCUCUCUCUGAUUCUCUGAACGAGCUUGUACUCAAGAUGUUCAACGCUGAUUCAAAAAAACGUCCUCGUGCAGUGGAACUAGGACCCUCGGAAUUUUUGGCAACCGAUGCGCCAAUACUGGAUGAGAUGACUAGUUCUGUAAAUCAACCCAGAUUCGGUUCAGAAUUCUCCUUACUCCCGACACCACGCAGGCAGCGACAUGAUUCUAUGAAUACAGGUGGGCCUUUCAACAGAUCAAGGUAUACAGAAGACUUUGUGGAAGAAGGUCGUCUAGGGAAAGGCGGAUUUGGAGAGGUUGUCAAGGCUAGAAAACGACUUGAUGGUCAAAUCUAUGCUAUCAAAAAGAUUAUGCAGAAAUCAUCGGCGUCCUUGACUCAGGUGUUGAAAGAAGUCCGGCUGCUGUCCCAACUGAGUCACCCAUCAGUAGUUCGCUACUACAACACUUGGACCGAGGAACUGUAUGGUGGAUCUGAAUCGGACGAGGAUGCUACUACUACAGACGCCGCUACCGAGGAUUCGGCAAGCGAGAGUUCUCCAGAGAUAGGUCCAAGCAUCGAGUUUGGAGUUGGCACAGGCGGACUAGAUUUUAUGUCGUCGCGUGGCUAUCCGCACAUCGAGUUUGGCUUCGACGAUGGGUCAGACGAGGACGAAGACUCAGGUGAGGACGAAGAAAGUGAUGAUUCCUCGAGUGCCGCUGUCCAGAGCUCAGUUGAUCCAAACCAGCUCAAAGACCUCGCACCGAAACGAACGAGAUCUGGUUCGCGCUUUCAACGUCCCUUCAGAACCGUUCUAUAUAUCUCAAUGGAAUACUGCGAAAAGAAGACCCUGCGCGAUUUGAUCAGAUUAGGUUUGCAAAAGGAUCAAGAGGAAAUCUGGCGUCUGUUUAGACAGGUUUUAGAAGGACUCGCACAUAUUCAUGGUCUGAACAUUGUUCAUCGCGACCUGAAACCAGAGAACAUCUUCAUUGACGCUGCCUCGAAUGUCAAGAUAGGGGAUUUCGGACUUGCUACUAGCGGGCAGUAUACGACCAUCGACAAGUCCUCUUCAGCAGCGUUACAUUUGAGUGGUGAUAUGACAAGAUCCAUCGGAACUGCGUUCUAUGUUGCUCCAGAGGUCAGAUCCUCUGCUGGGGGGUCGUAUACGAGUAAAGUCGAUAUGUAUUCCCUUGGUAUCAUCUUCUUCGAGAUGUGUUUCCGUCCUCUUGUUCCUGGUAUGGACCGAGCACGUGUCGGCGAAGGCUUAAGGCAGAAGCAGCCCGUCUUCCCAGCAGAAUUCAAGCCAUCGGAAUUCCUUGUGCAGACAGAUAUUAUACUGUCGCUCCUCAACCACAGUCCCAAAGAUCGCCCGUCAAGCUCAGAACUCCUGAAAAGUGGUAAGCUUCCUAUGCAAAUGGAAAAUGAGACUAUCCGUCAGGCACUUGCUGGUCUAACCGACUCGAAAUCUCCCUACUAUGACAAGGCGAUGCAAGCAUUGUUUACGAUACCAAUCAGCCCAGCCAAGGACUACGCUUGGGAGAUGGGUAUUGCGAACCACAGUGCAAGCGACCUUCUGCUCCAGGGCCUAGUCAAGCAAAAGCUGAUCUCGAUUUUCCGACAUCAUGGAGCAGUGGAGACGCCACGGACCCUUUUGUUUCCUCGAUCAGGCCACUAUGGUUCCAAUGCCGUUCAAGUCCUUGAUGCACAUGGUAACUUGUUGCAGUUGCCUUAUGACCUGACUCUCCCACACGCUAGAGCUAUUGCCAAGCAUGAUCCACCAGUACAGCGCUCAUUCGCAUUCGGUCGAGUAUUCAGAGAUCGAGAAGUUGGAGGCCAGCCAUUAGCAUUCGGCGAAGUCGAUUUCGACAUUGUAUCAAGCGAUACCCUGGAUUUGGCGCUGAAAGAGGCAGAAGUCAUCAAGGUCUUGGAUGAGAUUGUCGGAAGCUUUCCAUCUCUUGCGGCCACCCAGAUGUGCUUUCACAUAAACCAUUCGGAUCUUCUUGGCCUCAUCUUUGAAUUUUGCAGGAUUGAACCGAGUAUCCGUCAGGCGGUUGCCGAUACUCUCAGCAAGCUUAACAUACAGUCUUACACGUGGCAGAAGAUACGAACAGAGCUUCGAUCACCAGUGAUCGGAGUGUCAGCACCUAGUGUAGAUGAUCUGCAAAGUUUUGACUUCCGUGAUACUCCCAGUAAAGCGUUCUCAAAGUUGAAGGCCCUGUUCGAAGGAACCGAUACCUUUGAGAGGGCAGCCUCAUCCAUCGCCCACCUCCGAGAUGUGUUUGAAUAUACUAAAAGAUUCGACGUGCAUAGUAAGAUCUACAUUAGCCCACUUGGUAGUUUGCAGGAGAAGUUCUGUAAAGGAGGAAUAGUCUUCUCUUGCCUAUUCGAUAGGAAGGUAAAGGACGUCUUUGCUGCUGGUGGACGCUACGAUUCUCUAGUUAGAGAACAUGGACACAAGAAUGGGGGCCAUUCUGAAGCGAGACAUGCUGUCGGCUUCAACUUGGCGUGGGAGAAGAUGGCCCGUCUUCCAAAAGCAAGCGCAAAAGGCUUCUUGAAGAAAGUAGAGGAAGACCUCCACGGUAUUUGGAAGACGAAGAGAGCAAGUACCGCCCUGCUUUACCACGACGCUGCCAUCCUCCGAUCCGUGGGUGUCGACAUUGUCCAAAGUCUUUGGAGAAACGACAUCAGCGCCGAGCUAGCACGAGACUCGCGAUCACCAGAGGAUUUGACAUCUCAAUACCGUGACAACCAACACUCCUGGGUAGUGAUAAUCAAGCAAGACUCGAUCCUCAAAGUGAAGAGCCAGGACAAAAAGGAUGAUGUCGACAUUCACUCUACCCAGCUCUUAGCCUGGCUAAACGGGGAAAUUCGCGAGCGAGACCAACGAAACGGAAUACAUCAACGAACAAAGCUUCAACGCCAUGGCAGCCAAGCUGACUCAGGUGCUGCCCCCGACCACGAGCAAGAUGUCCGAGUCUUGGUAGCCGGCACGAAAAGCAAGAAGUCAAAUCGCCGGAACAUCGUAGAGCAGGCUCAAGCACGAGCCAGAUCCGUCGCCUAUGAAUUGCUUGAUGGUCCAAUAGCCGCGAUUGAGACGACGGACCAAGUCAUGGAGUUAAUCCGUGGAACAAGACUAUCUGAUCAGGAAAGCUGGAGACAGGUCACUCAAACUGUUCAGACGAGUGAAAAGAGAUACUUAGGUGAGAUACAAGAUCUGAUGAAUACCUUGGCACAUCAGAACAAAGACAUCACACGGAACUCGUUCAUCUAUAAUUUUAGGACAGGGAAAUGCAUUUACUACGACCUGGGGGCGUAA